Molecule: messenger RNA, 6075 nt
Organism: Erigeron canadensis
Lineage: Eukaryota; Viridiplantae; Streptophyta; Magnoliopsida; Asterales; Asteraceae
Product: guanine nucleotide exchange factor SPIKE 1
Exons: 30
Coding region: 278-5734 (1818 amino acids)
Biological process (GO): positive regulation of GTPase activity; small GTPase-mediated signal transduction
Molecular function (GO): guanyl-nucleotide exchange factor activity
Source: RefSeq, a predicted model, not a curated record
UCACUACCAUCACCACUGACAGCUAAACAAAAACAAAAACAAAAACUAUAUCUUUGUAUGUAUGGGGAAUGAGCAAGCUUUAAGCAUCAUCCGACUACAUACUCUCACCCAACUUUCCAGCUACUUCCAUUAAUCUAUAUUCCUAAUCCCUUACUAACUUUAGCCAUUUCAUCUCAACUUACUUCCUCCAGUUAUUUAUAUUAUAUAUUUUUCUUAGAUCUGGAAUUACUUCAAAACUUCAUUUCAGUUAGCUCUCAUUUUGCAGGCCACAUAGAACAUGUCAUCUAAUGGUCAUUGUUUUAGAAGAAAGCCACGCCAACCAGUUGCUGCGAAUUUGAAUAUUGACUCAUUGCUUGAUGAAAAUCUAGAGCAAUGGCCUCAUUUAAAUGAACUUGUUCAGUGCUACAAAACUGACUGGAUAAAGGAUGAUAACAAGUAUGGGCACUAUGAAAGUGUUGGUAGUAUAUCCUUUCAGAACCAGAUAUUUGAAGGGCCCGAUACUGAUAUUGAAACAGAAAUGCAUCUCGCCAAUGCUAGGCAAGAUAAGAUUGAAGACAACACUGAUGAUGAUGUACCCAGCACCUCUGGUCGACAACUUUCGGAGCAUUACGGUGAAUCCCCCUUGCCUGCUUAUGAACCUGUAUUUGACUGGGAAAAUGAGAGGUCAAUGAUAUUUGGACAAAGAAUUCCAGAAUCUAAUAUGCCACAGUCUAUGAGUGGAUUGAAGAUUUCUGUAAAAGUCCUUUCUCUUUCAUUUCAAGCUGGAUUGGUAGAACCGUUUUAUGGUACUAUAUCAUUGUAUAAUAAAGAGAGAAGAGAAAAGCUCUCGGAGGACUUCAUGUUUCGUGUUCUUCCAUCUGAAAUGCAGGAUGCUAGCACUUCUUCUGAAUCCCGUGGAGUUUUUUAUCUAGAUGCCCCGUCAUCAUCAGUCUGCCUGCUUAUACAGUUAGAGAAAUGUGCUACUGAAGAAGGCGGAGUGACUCCAUCCGUUUAUUCACGUAAAGAACCUGUCCAUCUCACCGAGAGAGAAAAGCAAAAACUACAAGUUUGGUCUCGGAUGAUGCCUUACAGAGAAUCAUUUUCAUGGGCAAUUAUUCCAUUAUUUGAUAGCAACCUUGGUCCAGCUUCUGGUGGAUCUGCUUCCCCCAGCAGUCCGCUGGCUCAUAGUUUAUCAGGAGCAAGUUUGCAGGAAGGUGUUUCUGAGCCUAUUGCAAAGGUCACCUUAGAUAGUCAGUUGGGAUAUUCAAGUGGAAAUUCUGUUGUGGUGGAAGUAUCGAACCUAAAUAAAGUUAAAGAGAGCUACACCGAGGAUUCUCUCCAGGAUCCCAAACGGAAGGUCCACAAACCCGUGAAAGGUGUCUUGCGUUUGGAAAUAGAAAAGCUUCAAGCUCCUAACUCCGAAUAUGACAAUGUUUCUGAUAAUGCCAGUACAACCAAUGAAUUGGACCAUGGGGACCGGCUAACUGAUUCCACUGUUAGUGAGUGGCGCAACAUUCAUUCAAGUAGACAUAAAGAACAACCAUUGAAUGGAUCUAUUGCAACAGGACAUGCAGAUUUGACUAAUAAUGAUGUUCAUGCUUUUGACUUCCGUACAACAAUAAGAAACGAGCCUUUCUUACAGCUUUUUCAUUGUCUAUAUGUCUAUCCAUUGACUGUUCAUUUGAGUAGGAAAAGAAAUUUGUUUAUACGAAUUGAGCUCAGAAAGGAUGAUGCUGAUGUUCGAAAGCAGUCACUUGAGGCAAUAUAUUCAAGGGAGCCAGGAGGGUCCCUACAAAAAUGGGUUCACACUCAAGUAGCUCCUGGAAGUAGGGUGGCUAGCUAUCAUGAUGAGAUCAAAGUUUCACUUCCUUCUAUGUGGACACCACAACAUCAUCUUUUGUUCACAUUUUUCCAUGUUGACCUUCAGACAAAGUUGGAGGCUCCAAAACCAGUAAUAAUCGGAUACGCGGCUCUUCCAUUAUCAACACACGCCCAGUUAAGAUCCGACAUCAAUCUACCAAUCAUGAAAGAGCUGGUUCCACACUAUCUUCAAGAUAGUGGCAAGGAGAGGCUGGAUUAUUUGGAAGACGGGAAAAGUGUGUUUCGUCUACGGUUACGGCUUUGCUCAUCUUUAUAUCCUAUUAGUGAGCGGAUCAGAGAUUUUUUCCUUGAAUAUGACAGGCACACUCUCCGCACAAGCCCACCUUGGGGUUCUGAACUCCUUGAGGCAAUCAACAGUUUAAAAAAUGUUGAUUCGACAGCUUUGCUGCAGUUUCUUCACCCAAUAUUGAAUAUGCUUCUCCAUCUUAUUGGGAAUGGUGGAGAAACUCUACAGGUUGCUGCUUUCAGAGCCAUGGUUAAUAUUUUGACAAGAGUACAACAAGAGUCGGUGGAUGAAGCUGAAAGAAAUAUAUUUUUGGUCAAUUAUGUGGAUUAUGCUUUUGAUGAUUUUGGUGGCCGGCAAACUCCAGUAUAUCCUGGUUUGUCAACUGUGUGGGGAAGUCUGGCCCGUAGCAAGGCCAAAGGCUACCGGGUUGGACCGGUAUACGAUGAUGUACUGUCGAUGGCUUGGUUCUUCCUUGAAUUGAUUGUGAAGUCCAUGGCACUAGAGCAGACUCGACUGCUAUAUCAUAAUUUGCCUCUAGGUGAAGAUAUUCCACCGAUGCAGUUAAAAGAAGGUGUAUUUAGGUGUAUCAUGCAAUUGUAUGAUUGCCUUUUGACGGAGGUGCAUGAGCGUUGUAAAAGGGGGUUAAGUUUAGCGAAACGUUUAAACAGCAGUCUGGCUUUCUUUUGUUAUGAUCUUUUGUCAACCAUCGAGCCGCGCCAAGUUUUUGAACUGGUGUCAUUGUACCUAGAUAAGUUUUCUGGGGUAUGUCAAUCAGUGUUACAUGAUUGCAAGCUUACCUUUCUGCAAAUCAUCUGUGACCACGAUCUAUUUGUUGAGAUGCCAGGGCGGGAUCCGUCUGAUAGGAACUACCUAUCAUCUGUUUUAAUUCAAGAACUUUUUCUCACAUGGGACCACGAUGAUUUGUCUCAACGGGCAAAAGCGGCUAGGAUUUUGGUAGUCCUCUUAUGCAAGCAUGAUUUUGAUUCUCGCUACCAAAAGCCGGAGGAUAAGUUAUAUAUUGCUCAAUUGUAUUUUCCACUAGUGGGACAGAUGCUGGAUGAAAUGCCUGUAUUUUAUAACCUGAAUGCUGUUGAAAAACGUGAAGUGUUGAUUGUAGUUCUACAAAUAUUACGUAAUCUGGAUGAUGCAUCACUUGUGAAGGCUUGGCAGCAGAAUAUUGCUCGAACAAGACUUUUUUUUAAACUACUGGAGGAUUGCCUUAUUCUUUUUGAACACAAAAAAAGUGUUGAUAGCAUGCUUAUAGGCGGCAGUUCUCGGAGCCCAGUAGCUGAUUCACCUAUGUCUGCAAAGUACUCUGAUAGGCUUUCUCCUGCCAUUAAUCAGUAUCUAUCUGAGGCAUCUCGUCAAGAAAUUCGGCCACAAGGUGCAUCUGAGAAUGGAUAUCUAUGGCAAAGAGUGAACUCCCAAUUGAGCUCUCCGAGCCAGCCGUUUUCCUUAAGGGAAGCUCUUGCUCAGGCACAGUCUUCCAGAAUUGGCGCUUCAAGCCAAGCACUGAGGGAAUCACUGCAUCCAGUUUUGAGGCAAAAACUUGAACUUUGGGAAGAAAACCUAAGUGCUGCUAUCAGUCUCCAAAUUUUGGAAAUUACAGAAAAAUUCUCUAAGGCUGCUGCAUCACAUAGUAUUGCAACUGAUUAUGGAAAGUUGGAUUGCAUUACAUCCAUAUUUACCAGUAUCUUCUCACGCAGUCAAUCACUUGCCUUCUGGAAAUCGCUAUUUCCAGUAUUCAAUAGUGUAUUUCAGCUUCACGGAUCAACACUAAUGGCAAGGGAAAACGACCGUUUCUUAAAACAAAUUGCUUUUCAUCUUCUUAGACUUGCUGUUUUCCGUAAUGAAAAUGUCAGAAAAAGGGCUGUCAUUGGUUUGCAAAUCCUUGUCAGGAGUUCUUUCUCCCACUUUACACAAACGGCAAGGCUAAGGGCCAUGCUUACAAUUACAUUGUCAGAACUGAUGUCUGAUGUUCAAGUGACUCAAAUGAAGUCUGAUGGAACACUUGAAGAAAGUGGUGAAGCACGUCGUCUUAGAAAAUCAUUAGAAGAAAUGGCAGAUGAAAGCAAGAGUGAUGGUUUACUAAAGGAAUGUGGGCUUCCAGAUGCAUCGCUUGUUAACGCACUCGAAGGGUCCGCAGAAAGUCGGUGGUCAUGGUCAGAAGUGAAGUUUCUAUCUAAUAGUCUCCUUUUGGCUCUUGAUGCUAGCUUGGAACAUGCACUUUUGGGAUCACUUGUGAACACAGAUAGAUAUGCAGCUGCCGAAAGUUUUUAUAAACUUGCAAUGGCAUUUGCUCCGGUGCCAGAUCUCCAUAUAAUGUGGUUAUUACAUCUAUGUGAUGCUCAUCAGGAGAUGCAAUCAUGGGCUGAAGCGGCACAGUGUGCUGUUGCAGUUGCUGGCGUUGUAAUGCAGGCUCUUGUUAGCAGAAAUGAUGGAGUCUGGAGCAAUAAUCACGUGACUGCCUUACGCAAAAUAUGUCCGAUGGUUAGCACUGAGAUCACAUCUGAGACCUCUGCGGCAGAAGUUGAAGGAUAUGGUGCUUCAAAACUAACUGUUGAUUCUGCUGUAAAGUACUUGCAGCUAGCAAAUAAACUUUUCUCUCAAGCUGAACUAUAUCAUUUUUGUGGAAGCAUUUUAGAACUCGUAAUUCCAGUUUAUAAGAGCAGAAGAUCUUAUGGACAACUAGCCAAAUGCCACAGUAUGCUAACAAAUAUUUAUGAAUCAAUCCUAGAACAAGAAUCUAGUCCAAUACCAUUUACAGAUGCAACAUAUUAUCGAGUUGGAUUUUAUGGUGAAAAGUUCGGGAAACUUGAUAAAAAAGAAUAUGUGUACCGAGAGCCCCGUGACGUAAGAUUAGGUGACAUAAUGGAAAAACUUAGUCAUAUAUAUGAGUUGAGAAUGGACGGUAAUCAUACAUUACACAUAAUUCCUGAUUCCAGACAAGUAAAAGCUGAUGAGCUGCAGCCCGGUGUAUGCUAUUUGCAAAUCACAGCUGUAGAUCCGGUGAUGGAAGAUGAGGAUCUUGGAAGCAGGAGGGAGAGGAUUUUUUCUCUUUCUACUGGAUCAGUUCGUGCACGUGUGUUUGAUCGGUUCUUGUUUGAUACUCCUUUUACCAAAAAUGGUAAGACGCAAGGUGGGCUGGAAGACCAAUGGAAACGACGGACUGUGGUUCAAACUGAAGGCUCAUUUCCGGCUUUAGUUAACAGGCUUUUGGUUAAUAAAUCUGAGUCGCUUGAGUUUUCUCCUGUCGAGAAUGCUAUUGGUAUGAUUGAAACUAGAACAGCUGCAUUAAGGAAUGAACUUGAGGAGCCACGUAGCUCUGACGGUGAUCAGCUUCCACGACUCCAGAGUUUGCAGAGGAUACUUCAAGGAUCCGUUGCAGUUCAAGUGAACAGUGGAGUACUGAGUGUCUGCACAGCUUUCUUAUCGGGUGAACCAGCGACAAGACUUCGAUCACAAGAAUUGCAGCAACUCAUUGCUGCUCUUCUUGAAUUCAUGGCUGUGUGCAAGCGUGCUAUACGCGUACAUUUUAGACUCAUUGGUGAUGAAGACCAGGAUUUCCACACACAAUUGGUCAAUGGGUUUCAGUCACUCACAGCUGAGUUGUCCCAUUACAUCCCAGCAAUUCUUUCUGAGCUUUAAUUGUAUCAUGGUGUCAAUGUUUCUGCUUUGAUCAGCAGCUGUUUGAUGGUUUGCUUGUUUACAUUUCUGCCAUUUUCCAUGUAUCAAGGUUUUGAUAAAUCAUAAUGUUUGUAGGGUUUUUUGGAUAUUAUUAAAUAGAAUAUUUUAUCAUUUGUAUAAUUUCCCCCCUAGCAAAUCCCCAUAGUUGGCUUGCCUCGUCUGUGAGUAAUCAGGUCCUCAAUUAGUCAUUGGUUUUUUCAGGGUUUAGAUAAGCAUACCAAGUGAUACAACCAUACAGGGGCAAUAACUUCGAUACUUAAUGAUUUGUAAUUGUUUUGACUUCAUAUUUAGGGUUGUUUUAA